CGUAAACCCAUCUACAUCUCGCUGGUACGCGAUCCUCUGGAUAGGAUAGUUCACAACUAUUAUGACCAACGCACUCUCAAGAAGUUAGUUCUUAGUCGCAGCAUUUACGCAGGAUUUCCGCAAAAGACUAACGAUUGGUACAAGCAGACCUUCAGUGAAUGCGUUCGCAGUGGAAGUCCCGAGUGCCGAUAUAUUCAAUAUGCAAUUAUGGAUCCUGUGAAUGAUUUUAGGAGACAAUCUUUGUUCUUUUGUGGAAAUCACGAAGAUUGUUUGUGAGUAGCAUUUCAUAUUGAAGCUCUUGCUUAGUUACAAGUGCCAACAUUCCGUCACUCCGCAGACCCUUUAAUACUCCUCGAGCUGUGCAAAUGGCCAAGUACCAUGUAGAGACGGAAUACGCCAUUGUUGGCACCUGGGACCAACCGAAUAUAACUCUGACCGUGCUGGAGAAAUACUUACCACGAUAUUUCAAUCAUGCUCGCAAACUAUACAAUUUACACAAAGAAAGUUUCCCUAGGCUUCAUCGUCAUGCAGUGGAUGCGGAUGUUAAAGCCUUGGUAAUGCGUAAUUUAACCCAUGAGUAUGAUUUUUAUAAUUUCUGCAAGCGGCAUCUAUAUAAGCAAUAUCUGGCCCUACAGUUGGAGAGUAAUCUCAGAUAAGCUUCGUUGAACUUUGCUUUAUACCAAAUAAUAAUUGAAAAAUAAAAAUUGUAUUAUAAUUUAACUUUGUCUACUUAUUUUCCCAACAAAUAUCGGUAACUUGCAAGAAAAUUCGCCGUGCUUGUUUACGGUUUGUCCUUUGCAUUUUUUACCCUUGCUCUUAAAAAGAGCUUUCUUAGUUUUGGCAAUAGAUCUCAAAGUAAAUAUCAAACACCAAGGAACUUGAGGUAACUAUACAGUAUGCUCUACUUAUGAUUGACACUGAAUACUUUAUGUGGCAUUGACUCGUCAAUUAAUAAAAUUGUU
Molecule: messenger RNA, 962 nt
Organism: Drosophila albomicans
Lineage: Eukaryota; Metazoa; Arthropoda; Insecta; Diptera; Drosophilidae
Product: heparan sulfate 2-O-sulfotransferase pipe-like
Exons: 2
Coding region: 366-656 (96 amino acids)
Cellular component (GO): membrane
Molecular function (GO): sulfotransferase activity
Source: RefSeq, a predicted model, not a curated record